This is a messenger RNA of Arabidopsis lyrata subsp. lyrata, 3470 nucleotides long. RefSeq lists its product as uncharacterized. Gene Ontology annotation, cellular component: mitochondrial outer membrane. The transcript is spliced from 26 exons. Lineage: Eukaryota; Viridiplantae; Streptophyta; Magnoliopsida; Brassicales; Brassicaceae. Bases 80 to 3283 code for a protein of 1067 amino acids. The record is from RefSeq and is a predicted model, not a curated record. Gene Ontology annotation, molecular function: ATP hydrolysis activity; protein binding; ATP binding.
AAGAGAGAUCAAGAAAUAGUCAUGGUGUCAUCGCCACGGAGUGAAUCUACCUCCGGCAACAACAAUACAACCACUCCCGAUGGAAUCAGCGGCAAGAGAACUCCUUCCUCUUCUUCUUCGGAAGAUAAAUCUCCUUCAUCCAAACGCCCAAAGGUUUCUGAUCGGAGACCUUACUUCUUCCCCAUCUGGAGCUUCUGGUUUGAAAUAUUUAGGGCGAUUUUGGGGAUUUCCGUUUUCGUUUCAGUUGGGAGAUGGCGGCGGCGCUUCUAUCGAGAACAGUAAACCUCCAACCUCCGGAGAAGCCAAGAUUGCGGCGGAACCACCACCACCUCCUGUUGCGGAAGGCUCAACACCAGAUAGUUCUUUUUCCGGAUGGAAAUAUCAACACAGUACAUUUAAGACUCCAUGGUGUCGAUUGCUAUCAGAGUCUGCACAGCAUCCAAACGUUAACAUUUCUACAUCGUCCUUCACUAUUGGUUCUUGUCUAACCUCCAACCUCACAUUAAAAGAUCGGAAUCUUGGUGCAUUAUUGUGCAAGAUCACAAGAAUUCAGCGCAAUGGCAAUGUUGUAGCGGUUCUAGAUAUCACAGGAACCGGGGGACCUGUGCGGAUAAAUGGAGCACUUGCCAACAAGAAUGUCAGCCAUGUCCUACACUCUGGUGACGAAUUGGUUUUCGGUGACGAAUUGGCUUUCAUAUAUCAGCAGAUGUCUAAAGUUGCAGUCAAAUCUGGUGGGGAACAGGUUCCUGCAGCAAAAUUUCUACAGUUAGAGAGAGAGGCAAGAGAUCCAUCAACUGUUUCGAUUUUGGCAUCGCUUGAAAUCUCGCGUGAGAAUCCUGCUACUUCUGGCGUCCAAGAAGGCGCAGAGCUUGAAUUUGACAAUCAAAGUAAUAAAGCUGCAGACAGUGGAGUAGUCAGCAGCCACAACCAAGAUUCCAAAAUGGAGAUAUUAGAUGAGAAAAACGAGGUGACAAGGAGGCCAGAACAAGCUGCAAGAUUCAGGAAAUAUAUUCAAGCUGGAAUUGUUGAAGGCGAAAGAUUGAAAUUUUCAUUCGAAAAUUUUCCUUAUUAUUUGAGUGAGAAUACAAAGAACGUCUUACUAGCUGUUUCACAUAUACAUCUGAACAAAGAGAAUACAGGAUAUGCCCUAUAUGCCUCCGACUUUACCACUUUGAAUCCAAGGAUAUUGCUUUCUGGUCCUGCAGGAACUGAAAUAUACCAAGAGAUAUUAGCUAAAGCACUUGCCAAAUACUUCAAGGCGAAAUUGCUAAUUUUUGACGGCCAUCCAAUUUUGGGGGUUAUGACUGCUGAAGAAUUUGAGUCACUGAUGAAUGGACCUGCUUCUAAAGAGCUCAUUGACCGAGGGAAAAGCUUGGAUUUGUCAGCAGGUGAAGGAGGUUCAUCUAGCCCUUCUCCUGCUACUUCUCCCGGUCCAGACUCACAGCCUAAGUUUGAGCCGGAGACUUUACCUUGUUCAUUUGGAACUCCAGUGAAUCAUACUUUGAAGAAAGGUGACAGGGUAAGAUUCAUAGGUGAUGAGUUGUGUUCGGGGCUACCUACCUCAAGGGGACCACCUUAUGGGGUUAGAGGGAAAGUACUUUUAGUAUUUGAUGAGAAUCCUUCAGCUAAAGUGGGUGUUAGAUUUGAGAAUCCAGUAGUUGAUGGCGUUGAUCUUGGUGAACUGUGUGAAAUGGGACAUGGGUUCUUCUGCAGUGCUACUGAUCUUCAGUUUGAAAGCUCGGGUUCUGAGGAUCUAAAUGAAUUACUUGUUAGCCAAUUGUUUGAGGUUGCCCAUGAUGAGAGCAGAACUUGUCCGGUUAUUCUAUUCCUGAAAGAUGAUGAGGAAGUUUUUGUUGGAAAUUCCGAUUUCUGCUCUGCAUUCAAAAGCAAAGUUGAAGAAAUCCCAGAUAACGUAAUUGUGAUCUGUUCACAGACACACUCUGAUAAUCACAAGGAGAAGGAUAUUGGACUUCUAACGAAUCUCUUUGGGAAUAAAGUUACCAUUUACGAGCCACAGGGUGAGGAUCUUCUUAAAUCUUGGAAGUAUCAUUUGGAUCGUGAUGCUGAGACUUUGAAAACAAAGGCUAAUCGCAAUCACUUGCGCAUGGUGUUGGGACGAUUUGGUAUAGAUUGUGAAGGCAUUGAGACGCUGUGCAUGAAGGAUCUCACACUUCAAAGUGACAGUGCAGAAAAGAUCAUUGGAUGGGCUCUUAGUCACCAUAUAAAGUGUAAUCCUGAUGCUGAUCCAGAUGUUAGUGUCACUUUGUCUCUUGAUAGCUUAAAAUGUGGAAUAGAACUCUUUCAGGCUCUUGUAAAUGAAACUAAGAGCCCGAAGAAGUCUCUCAAGGACAUUGUGACAGAAGUUGAUUUUGAGAUAAGUGAUGUUAUUCCGCCCAGUGACAUUGGUGUUACAUUUGAUGACAUUGGGGCACUUGAGAAUGUCAAAGACACUUUAAAGGAAUUGGUUAUGCUUCCUUUACAACGGCCUGAACUUUUCUGCCAAGGGCAAUUAACAACGCCUUGUAAAGGAAUUCUCUUAUUUGGACCUGCUGGAACUGGAAAGACCAUGCUUGCAAAGGCAUUGGCAACGGAAGCUGGUGCUAAUUUGAUCAACAUCUCAAUGUCAAGGUGGUUUAGUGAGGGUGAGAAAUAUGUCAAAGCUGUCUUUUCGUUGGCCAGUAAAAUCUCCCCUAGCAUUAUCUUUAUGGACAAGGUGGACAGCAUGCUAUUCCAAGAUCAGAAGACGGCAAAUGAGUUCAUAAUAAAUUGGGACGGUCUGAGGACAAACGAAAAGGAACAUGUUCUGGUUCUUGCAUCCACAAAUAGACCUUUUGACCUUGAUGAGGCUGUCAUUAGAAGGUUGCCUCAUAGGUUGAUGGUGGGACUACCAGAUGCUCUGAGUAGAGCAAAGAUAUUGAAGGUUAUACUUGCAAAAGAAGACUUGUCCCCUGAUUUUGAUAUCGAUGCAGUUGCUAGUAUGACUAAUGGAUAUUCUGGAAACGAUCUUAAGAAUCUAUGUGUUACUGCUGCCCGCCGUCGAAUCAAGGAGAUAGUGGAGAAGGAAAAAAGUGAGCGAGAUGCUGCUCUGGCUGAAGGAAGAGUUCCUCCAGCACGAAGUGGAAGUUCUGAUAUCCGAGCUUUAAACAUAGAGGAUUUCAGAAACGCACUUGAGCUGGUGAGUAUGAGCGUCUCAUCAGAGUCUGUGAACAUGACAGCGCUUCGAAAAUGGAACGAACAUUACGGGGAAGGUGGAUCCAGUAAAUGGAACGAACAUUACACGUAGGAUAACAUCUACUUUAGAAGCAGAAUGUGUUGUAUAUUUUGUUCACGUGAAUAGAUAGAUAGUCAUAAAACAGUAUAAUAUAUAGUGAGUUCUGAUAUAGAAUAACCGGGUUUUAGUCGGAGUUUUGAUACAAACCGGUCAAGUUCGGUCACCUUGAUUUUGAUUACGAUUAGUGAGUUUUCUGCUA